GCACAGAGGUGUGCGGCAGACCUCACCAGGAUCGACGUCGGACGCACUAGAUCGUCAAAAAACUAUGUCGCGGCAAGAAGCAAACGCCAACGCCUCCUCGUGGGUCGUUGCGUCCCGACGAAGCUCGUCAGUGUCCCGGGCUCCAGAAAGAAGGCCGACGGAGGAUCCAAACCGAAGAGGUCAGGGGGUGCCUAAGAGCGGCGGAGGAAGCGGCUGGAGGUAUCCAUCUGGGCUCCCGCAGGCAGGGGCGGCUGGUGCCCGCGAACCGCCGCUCUGCUUUGGGCUAAAGUCCGUGUGGGUCGGCGCUGUGAUCGGUCGUGGUGGGUCAAAAAUACAAGAGAUACAGAGUAUAACGAACACAAAAAUACAGAUAAUAAAAGGUUAUCCAGAAGCGGAGGUCAGAAUAUUUGGUACCAGGGGAAUGAAGGCCAAGGCCAAAACAGCAAUAGAUAAUGUUGUUAAACAACAAGAAAAUUACAAUCCCAAACCCAAAAUUGAUAUUGUUGCAUUCCAACCUUCUGUUGGAAGAGAUUUAAGGACAGAGGGUAAUAGUACAGAGAAUCAGCCAUUGAUUGAUUGGGAUCAGAUUCGAGAAGAUGCUUUGAAAUGGAAAAAGAAAAAGUGGGAAGAUUUACCUGCAAUUAAGAAAAACUUUUACAUAGAGUCAGAAACAACAAGUUCAAUGACACAAGAGCAAGUGGCUAUUUGGAGGAAAGAAAAUUAUAAUAUAAUGUGUGAUGACUUGAAAAAUGAUCAGAAGCGUCAGAUACCAAAUCCUACAUGUACUUUUGAGGAGGCCUUUAAACAUUACCCAGAUGUCAUGGACAACAUUAAAAAGGCAGGAUUCAGGAAGCCGACACCUAUCCAGUCACAGUCCUGGCCAAUAGUGCUGCAAGGAAUAGAUCUUAUAGGAGUAUCUCAGACUGGAACUGGGAAGACAUUGUCAUAUUUAAUGCCUGGAUUCAUCCAUCUGGAUUUGCAACCAGUAAUUAAAGAAAAAAGGAACAGACCGGGGAUGUUAGUCCUUACACCCACUAGGGAAUUGGCUCUUCAAGUUCAAAAGGAAUGUUCUAAGUAUUCAUAUAAAGGCCUUAAAAGUGUUUGUAUAUAUGGUGGAGGAGAUAGAAAUGAUCAAAUACAGGCACUGAAAAAAGGAGUCGAUAUUAUCAUUGCAACUCCUGGAAGACUAAAUGAUCUACAGAUGAAUAACUUUGUCGACCUGAGAAGCAUUACUUACUUGGUGUUAGACGAAGCUGACAAGAUGUUAGAUAUGGGGUUUGAGCCCCAGAUAAUGAAGAUUUUAUUAGACGUGCGCCCAGACAGGCAGACAAUUAUGACCAGUGCAACGUGGCCAUAUGCUGUCCGUCGACUUGCAGAGUCUUAUUUGAAAGAUCCUAUGAUUGUUUACGUUGGUACUUUGGACCUAGUUGCUGUAAGUACAGUGAAACAAAACAUAAUUGUCACCACAGAAGAAGAAAAGCGAUCUCAUAUACAAGAUUUUAUAGAAAGCAUGUCUCAGAAAGAGAAAGUCAUCGUCUUUGUUAGCAGAAAAGCUGUUGCCGAUCACUUAACGAGUGACCUGAUUCUGCAACAUAUAUCAGUGGAGUCCCUACAUGGCAACAGAGAACAAAAAGAUAGGGAAAAAGCAUUAGAAAACUUUAAAACAGGUAAAGUAAGAAUACUGAUCGCCACAGAUCUAGGAUCUCGAGGUCUUGAUAUUCAUGACAUCACACACGUUUAUAAUUACGACUUCCCCCGGAACAUUGAAGAAUACGUACAUAGAGUAGGCCGGACUGGAAGAGCAGGGAAAACUGGAACGUCCAUUACUCUCAUCACAAGAAAUGAUUGGAGUAUUGCUGGCGAGUUAAUUAAUAUUCUAGAAAGAACACGCCAGAGCAUCCCAGAUGAACUUAGAGCAAUGGCUGAACGAUAUAAGGCAAAUAGACUGAGAAGAGAAAGAGAAAAAUGGGGGAAGACCCAAGGGAAAUACAAAACGUGUUAUUACUAAUGCCCUUGUUAAAGUACCAGCUUACUUACAAAAAAGAUUUCAAGACCUUAGAAACUUUCAGAUAUGUGGAAAUACUGCAAACAUACUGG
Molecule: messenger RNA, 2097 nt
Organism: Hyaena hyaena (striped hyena)
Lineage: Eukaryota; Metazoa; Chordata; Mammalia; Carnivora; Hyaenidae
Gene: DDX43
Product: DEAD-box helicase 43
Exons: 17
Coding region: 65-2008 (647 amino acids)
Molecular function (GO): RNA helicase activity; RNA binding; ATP binding
Source: RefSeq, a predicted model, not a curated record